Nicotiana tabacum (common tobacco) is the source of this 3752-nucleotide messenger RNA. RefSeq lists its product as uncharacterized. The record is from RefSeq and is a predicted model, not a curated record. NCBI's taxonomy places the organism in Eukaryota, Viridiplantae, Streptophyta, Magnoliopsida, Solanales, Solanaceae.
CGUGUGUGUGUCACGGAAAAUAUGGCGAAAGGGGGCCCGUAGAUCCUCGAUACGUUGAAUCUAGUAAACCCGGAAUAGGCUGUUAUGUCUUUAAUAUGUAAAAAACUCCCUACAAGUGUACCUUUCUUGUCUUUUCUCGCAGUAGUGAAAAAGGCUUUGAAUUUGGUUUGAAGUGGUGGAAGUUGUAAUAGGGCUCAACAGAUCGUCAGCAUUGUGAAAUAUGAUGCCAGGGAAUAGUUGUUUUGAUUUGCAAGGCUCCAUGAGGGCUAAUCAUCAACAGCUUCAACAUUAUCAGUCUCAUUCGAAACAAGGGGCAAUUAAUGCAAAUUUCCCCCUCACUAUAGGUAGUAUGCAGCAGGAUUGUAACCAGAAUAUUUCUUUGGCUGAUCAGGGUAAGUCUGCAAGUGAUGAAGAUGAACCAAGUUUUACUGAAGAUGCUGCUGAUGGUCUCAAUGACCUGAAUAGGGGGAAAAAGGCUACCCCAUGGCAGCGUGUGAAAUGGACCGAUCAGAUGGUGAGGCUGUUGAUAACUGCUGUUUCUUACAUAGGCGAAGAGACUGCUGCAGAGUAUGGUGGAAGAAGAAAAUGCUCUAAUUUGCAUAAGAAAGGGAAAUGGAAGUCAGUGUCAAAAGUCAUGGCUGAAAGGGGUCAUUUUGUUUCACCUCAACAGUGCGAGGAUAAAUUCAAUGACCUAAACAAGAGGUAUAAAAGACUCAAUGAGAUCCUUGGCAGAGGAACUUCCUGUGAGGUAGUUGAGAAUCCUGCUCUUUUGGAUGUGCUGGAUCACGUAUCAGAGAAAGGAAAGGAGGAAGUUAGGAAAAUCUUAAGUUCAAAACAUCUGCAUUAUGAAGAGAUGUGUUCCUACCAUAAUGGGAACCGCUUACAUCUGCCCCCAGACCUUGAACUGCAGCGUUCAUUACGUUUGGCUCUUACAAGUAGAGAUGAGCAUGAUGACAAUGAUGUUAGGAAGCACCUGCAAGAUGACAAUGAUGAUGAUGAUCACGAAACUCACUUGGUGGAGGACCAAGAUGAGUAUGAAGAGAAUCAUAGCUUGCCUAGGGAGCACAGGUUACAUGGGAUGUCAGGAGGUUUUUCAAAGAGGAUAAAACAAUGCCAGGGUCAUGAAAUUGUUACUUUUGGUAAUUUCUUGACUACUGUCGAUGGUAAUAGGACUUUCAUUUCUCAACCUCAGAAGGCAAACACUGAUGCCAAUCAAAUGUUUUCCGAAUGCAACAAAGCUGAUAUUCUGCAGAAGCAGUGGAUGGAUCAUCGUUCGUUUCAGCUAGAAGAACAGAAGCUACAAAUUCAGGCGCAAAUGUUGGAAUUGGAGAAAGAGCGUUUCAAUUGGAAAAGAUUUAGCAGGAAAAAGGACAUCGAAUUGGAAAUGAUGAGAAUGGAAAAUGAGAGGAUUAAACUUGAGAAUGAAUGUAUGGCAUUGGAGUUGAAGCGAAAGGAAAUGCUUGCUGAAAAUGUUUAGGCUAUUGCUGUUGCGAAAGCUUAGCUGUAUCAGGGAGUGUGCAUCAAAGUUUACAUUUCUUAGGGAAGAAGGAAAACCACCUCAGAAUCAGGUCUUUUUAUGAUAUUAGCUGUACAAACUGCAAAUUACUGCUUUGCCCAAUGUUGGCUAAUGCUCUUGCAUGUAUUCUAGAGCUUGCAGUUAUCCUUGUAAACUUGGUUGAUGGAUUCUGGUUGUAUAUUUUGAAAAGAGAUCAAUCCUGUAAAUCUCUUGGGUUUUAGUUUGACCUUUCUCUUAAUAACUGUAUAUGUCUUGCUUACCGUCUAAAAAUGAUAUGCUUGUUGCAGGGUCCUCCUCAGAGCUGGUUCAAGGAAGCCCUCAUUAGUUUUAUCUGCUGAUGUUCUAACACACUAAUCAAACAUAGCUCUAUCAUUGAGGAACUAGUGUGCUCAUCGAAUUUUUCUUUUCUUUAUUUUUUUAGGGCAGAAGGAACACCACUUCAAAAUCAUGUGUUUCCUGCUAUAUUAAUGGUACAAACUGCUUAUUUAAUGCUUCUCUCAAUAUUAGCUAAUGUUCUUGCAUGGAUUUCAAAUAUAGCAUUUCUAUGUUGGCUAAUCCUAUUGUAUGGAUUUCAAAGCUAGCAUCUGUAUGUCGGCUAAUCCUGGUUCCUGGACUUAAAGCUAGCCGUCCUCUUUGUCAUUCUAGUUGAUGGGCUUCUAGUUCUAUGUUUCGAAAAGGGAUCUCAGUCCUGUAAAUCCAUUGGAAUUUUAGUUUGCUCUUCUCUCUUAAAGACAGUAUAUCUCUGGCAUACCAUCCAUUAGUGAUAAGCUAGCUGCAGGAUCCUUUAUGUAGCUGGCUCCAGGAAGCCCUCAUUUAAUCCUAUCUAUUAAUAUUUUUUACACCCCAUCAAAUACGGGUUUGUUUGAAGAAUGUGUGUGAGUUUCUUUUACAUGACCUGAACUGUUGUCUUAAAUUCCUUAUUUAGGUUUUGAUUUAAAUAUAACAUCGUGGAGUGUGAUGGAAGAACCUUUGGCAUUUUAUAAAAGUUUACAGUUUAUUGACUCCAAAAAGGUAGCAGGCCGAGGCAAGACAUUUGAAAACUCAGAAUGGUGUCAAUUUCAUGGGGCUAUUUUAGAUGCCUGGUUGCCUGAUCAUAUAAGUAGUUGAUAGUAUUAUCAUAUUGCUGUAAAGUUUCACUUUAUGUGUCAUCUCUGUCCCUGGAAUUUCCAACUCCCUAUAACAACACUAUAGCAGGGUGUUUAACCUCUUAAAGUAGCUUGCUAGGGAUUUUUUAAGGCAGUACCUUACAUAUAUAUAUGGCUUUUCCAUUUGUGGUCUUCUGAGAAGCAAAUUGUACUCAUCUUGGAGUUUUGCAAUGGAAAAGUUCAUAUUGGUGGAUAUACAAGGUAUAAUUUGAUUAUUUUUUCUUUCCUUAUAAAACAGGUAUCAUUUGGUUACUGAUUUAUUCAUUUCUUUAUCCAAUGUUGCUUCUGCUCUUAAUUUCUCCAAGUUGAUGUGUUUUGGUUUGAAGGGAAGUAUUUGAAGAUCUUUCUGGAAGUGCGGAAGUGUUUUCUUCUUCCGAAUAUCAGGUCAGUCAUUUAUUGAAUAUUUGUUUGUAAAAAAUAUUUGUUAUCCUUGGUUAUUAGUAUAAGUUUUUACCUUAGAUCUACCUCCUUUACAUUUUAGUUUAGAAUAUCAAGUCAUCAUCUCAGACUAGUGUCGUUCUUUGUUUCUUUCUAGGGUACCCCUACUCUCCGCCUCCCUAGCUCAGUGCAGUAGGGAGAAGUUCUUAAGCAAUGGGUGAGGGGAUGAGAAAGUGAUGGAGCGUGAAAAUGUGCUAUCAACAUACCCAGUAUUAUCCCACACCAUGGGGUUUGGGGAGGGUAGUGUGUACGCAGACCUUACCCUUUGUGAGGAUCUGGAGUGUGCAUAUUUAGUUUAACAAAUAGCAUAUAUACGAAAAUCACUACACACUUACGAACAUGAGUUCCGUGUAUUAUUUUGUACGACAAGGUAGGCUAACUCUCAUUGUUCCCACAUUACCUUUUUUGACACAAAGAAGGUCAGCGAGGGACACUCCCAUUGAACAUCUACAAGAAGGCGAGGCAACAAGUGGCUUUCCUAAGGGCUAAGGCUAUGGACCUUGGCAUUCAGACCUUUGUUGAGUAGUCACAUGUUUUAACUGAGACAAUCUCUCAUAACCCAUAUCUUCUGUAUAUUUAAUAGGAAAAGUCUUUCUUUGUAAAUUGAGUGUUCUAUUUUGUCAUAAUGAAAACUACAAUGACUAAUUGUUGCA